Molecule: messenger RNA, 852 nt
Organism: Patella vulgata (common limpet)
Lineage: Eukaryota; Metazoa; Mollusca; Gastropoda; Patellidae
Product: PHD finger protein 24
Exons: 5
Coding region: 106-852 (248 amino acids)
Molecular function (GO): calcium ion binding
Source: RefSeq, a predicted model, not a curated record
ACAAGGAAACGGAAGUUACAAGCCAAGGUGAGGACUGUGGGAUUCCUGUCGACAUUCUCCAACUGGAGACAGCGCGAGAAAGAUAGGGCGGAACUGAGAAAAAAUAUGGAACAAUUAAAACAGGAGAAAAAAGUUAUGUUUGAAGAAAUCGAUGAAAUGAAUUCGACUAUCGAUGAUGAGGAUCGAUUCAGGCGAAAAUCAACAAAGGUUGCCGUGUUUAAUCGAAACACACGGGAUUCGGACAAACCCAUGUGGGCAGCUUUUGAAAGUGACGCUAAGUGUUUUUUAUGCAGAGAACGUGUGGAUAUAGAAGUGGGGUUUCCAUGCCGAGUUUGUACGAAGAUAUUUCACGAGGAAUGUUUGCAGGACUGUGGCGAAUGUAGAAAAAUAGACAGGGAUUUAUGUCAUCGUGGAAAUUUAGGUUUGUUGCUGACAGAUGAAGAAAUGGGAAAGGUGGUGAGAAAAUUUGAAAAAUAUGACAUAAAUCAAGAUACCAUGGUGUCGGAGGAUGAAUAUUGUAAAAUCAGAGAAGAAGAAUUUGAAGAAAUUGAAAUCAAAUCUCCCGGUAGAUUCGAUGUUCAACGUUUCUUACUGGAUUUCCGAUUGGCUGAUGUUGAUUGCGACGGCAAGCUUGAUUGGUGGGAAUUUGUAAACCACGAAGCACAGCAAGUGUUAAUUCAUAGGUCAAAGGACGAAUUGGUUGAUUUAUUAACAGAGAAAGAAUUAUUGAAAGCUAAAUCAUUAUUCCGUACAUUUGAUAAAGAUGAUAAUGGUUUUAUAACGGAGAUCAGUGCAAAAGAAGCUUACAGACUUUGGUAUCAAAAGCUUGAAAGUACAAAAAAGGCGAAGUAA